Molecule: messenger RNA, 7629 nt
Organism: Cottoperca gobio
Lineage: Eukaryota; Metazoa; Chordata; Actinopteri; Perciformes; Bovichtidae
Gene: kcnn1a
Product: potassium intermediate/small conductance calcium-activated channel, subfamily N, member 1a
Exons: 11
Coding region: 278-3589 (1103 amino acids)
Biological process (GO): potassium ion transport
Cellular component (GO): membrane
Molecular function (GO): calmodulin binding; small conductance calcium-activated potassium channel activity
Source: RefSeq, a predicted model, not a curated record
CACACCCACUCUUUUGCGUCAUCAGGUGCAUACUGGACCUAGCUAACAUGCUAUAUGCUUACAUGCGUGUUUUGGAGCUACUUCUACUCCACUGAAGAACUUUUUCCUUCAGUGAGGUGCGGGAGGACUUUCUGCUAUUAAUGACAAUAAUAUAUGUCACAGCUGUGACUGCUGAGAUUUUCAGCUAAAAAUGUUUGAAAACUUUGAGGCGCAAAAUGGGACAGAGGAACUGAGAAGACCUUUGCUUUGAGGAUGAAGAGCAGAGAAGCUGACAAGGAUGUCCCUGAGGUCAGCCUUAAGGAGUGAUCGAUCCGCUGCAACCUGUGCGCAUAGCAGGCAAUGGACCGAUAUACAGUCGAAGGCGGUGUUUUGGCUGUACGGUGACGUUUUAAGGCAGGUCUUGGUCAAACCUACCAAUGAUACAAGUCGGUUCUAUUCUGCUGGGACUGGUCGCAAUGAACGGGUGUCGGAGCUCUGCACGGCAAAGGAGCAACCACAGCGAGACGAGGCGAUCAAGGGGAUGCGGCAUCGGUACGCGGGAGCUGUCCAUCAGCACCAAAUCCCCGACGAAAAGCAAGCAAGCAGCAAGCAGAGCCAAGACCCAGUCGCUCCUGUUUUCAGCCUGCCGCCCCCGCCCUCUUCUCACCACCGAGAUCGUACUUCGACCACCGCCGCUCACCGCCAGAGCCUCCAGGAGCUCCCCUGUCUGAGCCAGCCCUCCCGGAGACCUGUUCACAGCGGCGACCCUCUACCUCUGACGAGCUACGACACCGCCCAGCGACCUUCACACCGAGCCAGUGAACCCAGCACCGGGCAGUCAGUGCACCUGCAGCAAGAUCCUUGGGCCCCGGUCGGCUCUCAGCAGCAGCAGCCGCCGCCGCAGCAAUCGGAGAAGCAGCCUGUUUUUCCAAGCUGCCACUGCAGUUUUUCCGAGCAGGAGGCGAGCCUUUCUCAAAAUCAUCACCAUCCUGCCGAUCCUCUCCCCCCGCAGCCCUCCCCACCUUUUCCGCCGCCUAUACUACCACCGCCACCAACGUCGUCCUCCUCCUCCUUUUCCCGGGAAUCUAAAAGAGGGGAUCGUCUCCGAAGGAGUGCCAAUAAUUACCAACAGGCAAGCAUCGUGGAACGCUGCAGGGGAGGAGGAGGAGCAGGAGGGCACCGAGACCACAGGCAGUUGUUGCAGCAACAGCAGCAGCAGCAACAGUAUCAACAGCACAGUCAUUUAAGACUCCAACAGAGGGACCCCUCCCCUGAAGGAACCCGUGCAAACUCGCAGAAAGGGCGCUCUUUAAAUGUAUGCGAGUCAACCGAGGCUAACAGGAGAGCAUUCGAGUCUCAGACUCAGGACCUGCAGCAGCAGCAGCAGCAGCAGCAACAGAUCCCACAAUUACGAGCGCAGCAACAGCUACUGGUGGGGAGCAGCUUGCCUAUCAACUACUGCGCCAGCGGCUCAGGAGAGCUAUGUAGGACUCACCAGGCUCCACUGCUGCAACAGCAAGAACAGCAGCAGCAGCAACAGCAGCAGCAGCAGCAGCAACAGCAGCAGCAGCAGCGGCAGCAGCAAGGCGCACUGGGGCUCUGUCCCCAGCGUCCGCAGCACUGUGAACAAGACCGCAAUAAGUCUGGGAGGAUCACCGCGCAAGGCGACCAGGCGCAGCCACACAGCCGCGACUCCCGCGUAACCCCCCCGGUAACACAACAGGCGUACGCGGAGAACUCGUCUGCGACUGGCAGCAACAGCAGCAAAGACAGCCCGAACUACGGCUCGAGCUAUCACCUGUGGCCAGAGAGCCCGCAUAAAGGAGAGGAGAGGAUACGCAUCGACCUCCAUAAGGCCACUACUGAGCAGAAGAAGCUGAGCCAUGCUGGAUCCAAGCCCUCCCUCUCCGAGAGCAGCGGCCGACUCCCUCAGAUAGCCAUGAACACCUGCAAGUAUAAUGGCGGAGUGGUGAGACCACUAGUGGGCAGCCUGGCGUCCUCGUCGCGCCGCAACCUUGCGGAGCUCGACUCAGAGACGCAGCCCUUGCAGACACUGCACAGCUCUGGCCUGGAGGUGGUGGUGUCCAAGGGCAAUGGUGGCGAAGAUCCCAGCAAGGCGUCCAACGAGAGCUUGGUCAGGGAGGGCAGCGUGCGCGGCGGAGGCAGGGCGCCGCAGAAGAAGAACAGGGACAUUGGCUACAGGCUCGGCCACCGGAGGGCGCUGUUUGAGAAGCGGAAGCGGCUCAGCGACUACGCACUCAUCUUUGGGAUGUUUGGGAUUGUCGUCAUGGUGACAGAGACGGAACUGUCAUGGGGGGUUUACACUAAGGAAUCUUCAUACUCAUUUGCACUGAAAUGCCUUAUCAGCCUUUCCACUGUUAUAUUGCUUGGUCUUAUAAUAAUGUACCAUGCCCGGGAAAUCCAGCUGUUUAUGGUCGACAAUGGUGCGGACGAUUGGAGGAUAGCCAUGACGUAUGAGCGGAUCUUCUUCAUCGUGCUGGAGUUGCUGGUGUGUGCCAUCCAUCCCAUCCCGGGCCAGUACGUCUUUACCUGGACGGCGCGGCUGGCCUUUACCUACACGCCGUCGGUGGCCGAUGCUGACGUGGACAUCAUCCUCUCCAUCCCCAUGUUCCUGAGACUCUACCUGAUAGGCAGGGUCAUGUUACUCCACAGCAAGCUGUUCACGGACGCUUCGUCUCGCAGCAUCGGCGCCCUCAACAAGAUCAACUUCAACACACGCUUUGUCAUGAAGACCCUCAUGACCAUCUGUCCAGGAACUGUUCUGCUGGUGUUCAGUAUAUCCUCCUGGAUCAUUGCUGCAUGGACUGUGCGCGUCUGUGAGAGGUAUCAUGACAAACAGGAAGUGACCAGUAACUUCCUCGGAGCCAUGUGGCUCAUCUCGAUUACCUUCCUCUCCAUCGGAUACGGGGACAUGGUACCACACACGUACUGUGGGAAAGGCGUGUGUCUGCUUACAGGGAUUAUGGGAGCUGGUUGCACUGCACUGGUGGUUGCAGUGGUAGCCAGGAAGCUGGAGCUGACCAAGGCUGAGAAACAUGUCCACAACUUCAUGAUGGACACACAACUCUGCAAACGAGUAAAGAACACAGCUGCCAAUGUACUCAGGGAAACAUGGCUCAUCUACAAACACACUAAGUUGGUCAAGAAGAUCGAUCACGCCAAGGUGCGGAAACACCAGCGCAAGUUUCUCCAAGCCAUUCACCAAGCUCAGAAACUGCGCAGUGUGAAGAUGGAGCAGAGGAAACUCAAUGAUCAGGCCAACACCUUGGUGGACCUGGCGAAGACCCAGAAUGUGAUGUACGACCUGGUGUCAGAGCUGCAGGAGCGCAGUGAGGAGCUGGACAAGCGCAUCGGCACAUUGGAGGACAAGCUGGACUCGGUGACGGGCAGCCUGCAGGCGCUGCCCUGCCUCAUCUCCCAAGCCAUAACCCAGCAGCAGCAGGACUUCCUGGACGGCUUUGUUCACCGCUUUCGGCCCGCCUCACUAGCCUCAGAGCGCUCUGAACGCUCUGAGCGAUCCUGGACUUCCACCGCCCGUAGGCGGCGCUCUCCCUCCACAGCACCACACACCUCCUCUGAUAGCGGAUAACCUUGACAAACCCUCUGCAAUCACCUUCAAGCCCCACCAUUCCCAAACCAACUCGGCACCUUACUUUGUCCUAUCCAAAGCCGUCCCUGUAACCGGUGGCGAGUCCAUGUCUGGACUAAUAAUGAACCCAUAUCUUGACCUCUGACCUGAUCCUUUGCCCUUAUUCUCUCCCUCCCAUCCAUCCAUCCAUCCUCUCUCCCCUUCCUCCUCACAUCAAAUCCAAAAACCAAUUCCUCUGUGACUGAGCGUCUCAGCACAGGACUGGAUCAGAGCUACUCCAAGAGAACAAAGAAAAGCAAACAAAGACUUAAAUCAAGAAAAAACACAAAUGCAUCCAAAAAAAGAGAAGGAAAAAAAUUUAAAUGACUGAAAAACCGAGAUAAAGUAGAGAUAUGGUUUAUGUUUUAGCCAUUGUAUGGCUGUUCAAGUUAGCUUUUUUGUAAAAGCCCUUGUAUAGUUAAAAAAUGACUGAGUUCAGGGUCGCUGGGGUGAGAGCUGGCUAUCACACCGGAGAGUCCUUAACCACGAGGGGGGAAGUUGGUCUGUGGAGCUGUGGGCCUCGGCUCACCUGCUGGCCCUCUGAGGCCAUGGAGGACAUUCGUCCACCCAUCCGUCCGUCUAUCUGUUUGUCCUGUGAGGAGAGCGAGACAAACCAUUGGAUUUCCCUUUCAAAAGACUAGUGUCAUGGAUUCUUUCCUAUAGUUAAGGGUAAAAGCUUUAGACGAGGCUACGAAAGCUCUGACUUCAGGUCAGUGUUUGAAAAUGCACUUAAGGGGGAGGGGAAACUGUCACUCAAAAGAAGAGCAAAGGGGAUGCAUAUGGCAUUACUACUGGGUAGGAUAAAUUUACACAGUUGCCAACUUCAAGGUUUCAGCUUCCUUGUUCUUACCAAGGGAAAAUGAGAGCGACUAUCUUUUUUAGUUACAUAUUGACAUGUGAUUUUUCAGUGCCUGAAUGUAUAAAUAGUAGAGGGUUAUUUAAUUACUAAUUUCAGAGCUUUUUUACGAUGUUAACAGUCUGAAUACAGCAUUGCAUUCCUUUUUCAGAUACAUUCCUCUCCAAAAAUUUAAAGAAAAUGUCUUAAUGUAAUGCAUAACAUUGCCUCCAUUACACAGCAACUCUAAAUGUUUUGAAAAUCUUUUUUUUUCUAUUUCUACUAACACCGUGGGUUAUGAAAAAGUUCAGAGAGUAAGCAAAAGGGAGACAGACUGAGAGAAUAUUUGUGAGUGUGUUUGUCAGAGUUCACUUUUAGCUCAAUGCUGCACACUCAUACACACAAUGAAACCUGUAGUAGUCUACCUUUCUCACCACCACUAAUUAGAGCUUCCUGUGGUCUUCAGAUAAUGGCAUGGCUUGAGGUCUGCUGGUGUGUGCGGCCACACAGGCACACAUUACUGGUCGAACUGAGAAAACAAACCCUGCCCCUUUGCAUGGUUCUGUGCAACAAUGACAAUGGAACACAAUCUUCCUCGGAUGGCUUGAUGAUUAUAUUUAGAUUUUAUUUUAUAUUUUUACUAAAACUUUUUUACUAGGAUACUUAGGGUUUUUAGAGUUGCAGAAACUAGAGAGUUGCAGUAAUGUGAUUCUAUAAUGCAUUCCCUGUUUAAAUAUGCUAAACAUUGCUAUUAUAAAACAAUCCUGAAAGGAUACAAAUAAAAGUGCUUAAGAAACUUUGAUGAAUGGAUCCCUCUACAAAUUUAAAAUAAUAGUUUUGGGAAAUACAGUUAUACAGUUUUCUAGUGUUUGAUGAGAAGAUUGAUACCACACGGUAAAUAUGAAGCUACUGCUAGAAGCUGCUUAGCUUAGCUUAGCUUAGCUUAGCAUAAAGACUGGAAACAUGGUGAACAGCUAGCCUAGCUCUGUCUAAAAUCAAGAUAUAUCUUUUUUUAAACUUUUAAAUGUUUGUUUAAUCCGUACAAAAACUGAAAUGUAAAUAGUGCAGUCACUUCCUGGAGUCUCCACUGAUUGCCAGGCAACCUCAUGUUGACAGCACGACUCCAAGAAAUAGGCCCCACCGUAAAACUACAACUCGUCGUUAAUACACUUGGGGUUUUAGUACAGAUUAAACAAACGUAAUAUAACUUGUUAUUUAGUGAACUUCAGAGGUGUGAAUAAGUGUAUUUCCCAAAAUGUCAAACUAUUCCUUUAACAUUACAGUAUCAGGCCUCUCUUUUGUCUUUCUGAAAGACCUUUAAACACAUUCACUAUGAUAGAGGAGAAAUGGAAAGUUUUAAAUCUCUAAGGUAUGGUGUAUGACGCAUCCAACAGUUGUGAGGACUUUUGAAGAUAAAUAUUUAGGAGUUUAAGGUUAUUUUUUUCCAAAGUACAUAUAAAAGGCAGAUCAGGAAGUCAGCGGGUUAGCAGGCUAGCAUGCUGUCCUGAAGUAGUUUGAAUGGUAGAUAACCAGCGUCCCAAAAGGAUGUGAGAGCUAAAACAGCAUCUUUAUGACCCCUUGAGCUAAAAGUCAAAUAGAAUUAUUAUUAUUUGCUUUAUCUUACUUAUUUCCAAGUUGCUUUAGUUUGAAUCAGGGCAAAGUCUAAACCCAGCGAGCGAGUCAACUCUCCCACAGGCUCUGGACUGGCCGGAGAGCACUUCAUUUAAAAACACAUUCAGUUUGCUACGAGUGGAACUUAAUCAAGCAUGAAUAUUAGCUUUUUUCCUUUCAACUUGAGUUGAUGAAGCAUGACUCUUUACUGCCCCCACCUCGAGCCACUUCUCGUACAGUGCUACACUCCACCCUCCCAGUAUGAAGGGAUCCAUCAUGCCAUUACAGUCUCUGUUUCAAUCAUAGACUCUAUGUUUCAAUCAGUGUCAUCCAAUGAGUCAGGACGACUAAUGGAAGACUGUCUGCUUGAUUACGACCUUACCUGCCUUUUCGUAUCUAAGGUUUCCACCUCUUCAUUACAUCGCAGGUUUAGCCUUGCGUUUGUCAUCUGUCAUCAUUAAGAACAUCAGUCCACUCAAACACAAAGAGGCUUCCCAAAUGGCCAGCAGCAAAGACCUUUGAGUGGUUCGAAUUAAAAAAAUAAUAAAAAAACGGAAAGAAAGGAAGAAGCAGGGGAACCCCCAGGUCAUGUUCCAUGUUGCACUCAGUGUGUAAUAUCCAGUUACACCAGGAAGGAUCACAGAUGCUGUAGUUUCUUCCCCAGAGAGAUGUAACGAUACUGGUGUCAAGGACUUCAUCCUUCAUCAGCAGACAGUGAAGAUGGGCAUGACUAGAUGAGAAAGAUGAGAGCAGGAGCUCAUUUACCGACAGACAUUGGUUUUGGCCCAGUGGCGGUUGUGAGGAGCAAGAGUGGGUGUCCUGUAAAUAUGACCUCAUUGUAGAUGUCGCCAAGUAAACGGGACAAAUGGUGAGCCGCAGGGGUAAGGUAGCUGGGUGCACAGGAUGUUGCAAGUAUGCAGUAGAAAAACAUAUAGAAAGGAUAUGAAGGAAUUCUGUCAAAUUAAAAAUAAAUUUUUAUUCAUUUCACAUUUUGUUUUUCUGCUGGAUGAUGGAGGUACAAUCAGGUCCUGUUGUUUUUUACCCUGUUGUAAAGGUUUGUUUUCUUCUUCACUCUUUAUCCUGUCACCAACAAAGUCCUGCCAAAACACCAUUCCAAUAUUUAAUAGUGACCCAAUUUUCUCCACUAGAAACACUAAAAAAUGCACAGUAUUUUGUAGUGAAGUGAGGGACAUUCAUGUUAUUCUGAUGAUGGUAGAUGAGUCAAAGUGAUAAACGCAUCCCAGAGUCUUUUAUUAUCCUGAAAAGUAGGCUUUCCUCAUAGAGCAGGAAUUGGAACACACUUCUACUGAACAAUAAUGGAGUGAAAAAAACCCAAAAAGUGAAGAAAUGUAACCCAAUCAUUGUUCUGUGUACACUGCCACAUGAUGCAUAAUGUACGUAGUAGCACUGGAAUAAAUCAACUUUUAAUGGAUGGCAAAUGGGUUUAACAUGUUCUCUGUAUACUGUUCGCUGUUCCUUCAUUUUGCAGGUGAACUUUUGUCCUAGCAAGGAGAGACACCAAGGUCAAAUCAUUAAAGACUAUCUUCAGCUAUGA